Mus musculus (house mouse) is the source of this 3356-nucleotide messenger RNA. It is a transcript of the gene Dpf2, whose product is annotated as double PHD fingers 2. Gene Ontology annotation, molecular function: histone H4K16ac reader activity; histone H3K14ac reader activity. The transcript has 12 exons. The record is from RefSeq and is marked validated. NCBI's taxonomy places the organism in Eukaryota, Metazoa, Chordata, Mammalia, Rodentia, Muridae. Bases 100 to 1317 code for a protein of 405 amino acids. Gene Ontology annotation, cellular component: nucleoplasm; nucleus; cytoplasm. Gene Ontology annotation, biological process: negative regulation of myeloid progenitor cell differentiation.
CCUGCGCAGAGGGUCGAGGACCCUGUGUCCUGAGAAGGCUUAGCGCCUGCGCGUUGUAGGUUUCGGGGCCUCCCGGCCUGAGGGAGAGGAACAGGGAAGAUGGCGGCUGUGGUGGAGAAUGUAGUGAAGCUCCUUGGCGAGCAAUACUACAAAGAUGCCAUGGAACAGUGCCACAAUUAUAACGCCCGCCUCUGUGCUGAACGUAGUGUGCGCCUGCCUUUCCUGGACUCACAGACUGGAGUAGCCCAGAGCAAUUGUUAUAUCUGGAUGGAAAAGCGACACCGGGGACCAGGAUUGGCCUCUGGACAGUUAUACUCCUAUCCUGCCAGACGCUGGCGGAAAAAGCGCCGAGCCCACCCACCUGAGGAUCCCAGGCUUUCUUUCCCAUCGAUUAAACCAGACACUGACCAGACUCUGAAGAAAGAGGGGCUUAUCUCUCAGGAUGGCAGCAGUUUAGAGGCUCUGUUGCGUACUGAUCCCCUGGAGAAACGGGGUGCCCCAGAUCCCCGAGUUGACGAUGACAGCCUGGGCGAGUUUCCUGUUAGCAACAGUCGAGCACGGAAGCGGAUCAUUGAACCCGAUGACUUCCUUGAUGACCUUGAUGAUGAGGACUAUGAAGAAGAUACGCCAAAGCGUCGGGGGAAGGGGAAGUCCAAGAGUAAGGGUGUGAGCAGUGCCCGGAAGAAGCUGGAUGCUUCCAUCCUGGAGGACCGGGAUAAGCCCUAUGCCUGUGACAAUAGUUUCAAACAAAAGCAUACCUCGAAAGCGCCCCAGAGAGUUUGUGGAAAACGUUACAAGAACCGACCUGGCCUCAGUUACCACUAUGCCCACUCCCACCUGGCUGAAGAGGAAGGAGAGGACAAAGAAGACUCCCGACCCCCCACUCCUGUGUCCCAGAGGUCUGAGGAGCAGAAAUCCAAGAAAGGACCUGAUGGAUUGGCCCUGCCUAACAACUACUGUGACUUCUGCCUAGGAGACUCAAAAAUCAACAAGAAGACAGGGCAGCCCGAGGAGCUAGUGUCCUGUUCCGACUGUGGCCGCUCAGGGCAUCCGUCCUGCCUGCAGUUCACCCCUGUGAUGAUGGCGGCCGUGAAGACCUACCGCUGGCAGUGCAUCGAAUGCAAGUGCUGCAACCUCUGCGGCACGUCGGAGAACGAUGACCAGCUACUUUUCUGUGAUGACUGUGACCGUGGCUACCACAUGUACUGUCUCACUCCUUCCAUGUCUGAGCCUCCUGAAGGAAGUUGGAGUUGCCACCUGUGUCUGGAUCUGCUGAAGGAGAAAGCAUCCAUCUACCAGAACCAGAACUCCUCCUGAUGUGCCACCCAGCUCCCCUGCAUCUAAGGCCGUUGCUCUCCUCUCUACCUUGGUUUCCAUUGCCCCUCUCUCCUCUUUCACUCUGUAGUCCUGCCAACCUCCGUUGGCAACAGCACAGGGAGGUGGCAGCUCUGACUGCCUCUAGCCCCGAGCCCUCAGGGAGUAAGGAGCAGCGUGCUGCUCCAGGGCUGACCUGUGGGUCCAACUUCUCUCUGCUCUCCAAGAAGUGCAUUCACUCUGCCUGCCUUGGGCCUAAGACCCUGGUGAUUACAGGGCUCAAAUGGGGUCCUCUGAGAAGGAAUAUGAGAGCAGCUCACUUGUCUCAAGCCUUGCCCACCCCUCUUCCCCCAAACCCCCUUUGGUUUCCAGGGUUUUGCCCCAGAGAUGAGCCAGGCUGGGCCUUUCCUGGAAGCAGCUGGAGUGAGCUGGCUGAGUGGCACUUGCCAGGACCUUUUCAUACCCUAGUUCUGCUUCCCUUUGCCUCCUGCCAAAGCAGUCCCCUGUCCUCUGUCAUGCUACAUGGGGUUCUGUGCUUGAGCUAGAAUGUUCUCGGGCACCUCCUGGCUCUGCCCUGUCCCACAAAGGGACGAGCAGCUUCAAACCUGUCCUCCCUGUGCUUGGUGGCUUGCUCACAGGUGCGCUCUGGCUACCCAGACAUUUCCUAUCCUCAGAACUUCCCAUCUUCUGCCCCCAUCCUUAGUCCCUUUGCUUUUGUAGGGAGAGGGAUAGUGUCAGGGGCUGGGCCAGCAGCUUGGGGGCCACAGGGAGAAGUUGGAUAAUGUGCCUGUUUUUUAACUCGAUAAAAAAGCCUACCUCCAAAAUUCCCUUUUUGUUCUUCCUGAACCUGGGCAUUCAGCCUCCUGUCCUUAACUAAAUUAGGAGCCUCUGCCUCCUGCCUGUGUAUCCUGGCUCCCAGGACACAGGAUGGUCCCCUUUCCUUGCACGCUAGCUAGUAGCUGGUAAGGUCUUCACACCCUGAGUUUUCUGUUUCCUGCUUAGUGGCACUGACAUUAAGUAGGAGGGGACAGUCCUCUGCAGUACUCUAGAGAGUGGGCUUCCCCCUUGGCUGUGGGCAGGCCCUAACUGUUUUCUGCAAAGUUGAGGGCCCCCCCUCGCAUAUUUAGUUCCUGUAUUCAAAACAUUAGUAAAAAUAAACAUUUUUACAGAGUCUUCUGCUGGACAGUUUGUCUCUUGACUCCUUGUUGAAAGGUUGUUUCAUUUCAAACUUACGACAAUAGGGUUUUUUGUUGGUGGUGGUUGGUUGUUUUAAAUUGAAACAACUUUUUCUCCCAAAAUCAAAGUUUUUGUUAAACUCCACCAUGUAAAAUUAUUUUGUUAGUUUUGUUAUGUAAAUUCAGAUUUAUAACAAUUUAGUGGUAUAAAGGAUGAAGCUAAUUAAUACAAAAAUUGGGUUAAAAUCAACUUUAGCAUUUUCUCUGUAUCUGUGCUUUUGGCUGGUUGGAAAGACUUUACUCGGUGUGAAUAUGUAGGCGGAGGUGCGGCAGAUCUAUGGCACUGCAGUGUCUCCUGGUUAAAGUGAACCCAGAAGCUUGUUUGUGCUUUAAACUCCAAGGAGUUAUGAGUUAAGCCUGGAGAGAGAGCGCAGCAGAGGAGAGGAUGCUCGUUGUUCUUGCAGAGGGCCAAGUUUGGUUCCCAGCACUCAAAUCCGGUGGCUCACAACCACCUGUAGCUCCAGCUCCAGGAGCUGGGGAGGUCAACUGUGCUCCUGCAAACACCCACCUGCCCACUCAUCUUCAUCCAUCUACAAACCUACCAGUGUCAUCGUAGAACAAAAGAAGCCGAGAGGAGAGUAACCUCAGAUCCUGUCAUCUGAUGAACCUUUUCAUUGCCUGUCGGAUUGCUAAGCCAAAGCAGAGUUGCAAAGCCAGAAUUGUCCACAGUGCAGGGUGUCAUGUGCAGACCGUGAGUGAGUUUAUAUCCAGCCAGAUUAGUACUUGGAUGUUAUAUAGUGGAUCUUGUAUAGCUCACUUGGUAUGUAUUAACAUUUUAACUUUUUUCUUUUAAAGAUUUAUUUAUUU